AUGGGUGAACUCUCCGAAAUACUCUUUUAUAAGGGGAAAACCAUCUUUAUAACCGGAGGCACCGGUUUGAUGGGAAAAGUCCUCGUUGAGAAGUUACUUUACAGUUGUAGUAAUUUAAAUAAGAUUUACCUUUUGGCACGAGCGAAAAGAGGUAAUUCUCCCGAAGCUCGUAUCACCGAGAUGUUUAAAUUACCCCUGUUUCAAAGAAUACGAAAACAAAAGCCAGAAAUGAUGAAGAAAGUGAUACCAUUGAACGGUGACGUUACCACGGAUAAUUUAGGACUGACCAACGAGCAACUAAAAAUGUUAAUCAACGAAGUUGACAUAGUGUUUCAUUGCGCGGCAACGCUCAGGCUAGAGUCCAAGUUGAAGGAAGCUAUUGAAAUGAACACUGUUGGAACGAAACGGAUGUUAGAUCUUGCGAAAAGGCUGAAGAAUCUGAAGGCUUUCGUUCAUUUGAGCACUGCUUUCUGUUACGCCGAUAAAGAGGAGCUGGACGAGCGAGUUUACGAUCCGUCGGAAGAUCCACACGACAUUAUGCGAAUGGUUCAAUGGCUAGAUGAAACUUCCAUCGAUCAGAUCACGCCCAAAUUACUGAAGCUUCAUCCAAACACUUACACCUAUUCGAAAAGAUUGGCGGAAAAGCUGGUGGCGGAAGAGUAUCCUAAUUUACCGUGCUGCAUUGCCAGGCCAUCGAUCGUAACCCCAGCUUGGAGAGAGCCGGUUGCAGGAUGGGUGGAUAACCUGAACGGACCCGUGGGACUGAUGGUGGGCGCAGGAAAGGGUGUCAUAAGGUCGAUGCACUGCAUCGAAACCUACCACGCCGAAGUGAUACCAGUCGACUUUGCUAUUAACGCUUUAAUCGCGAUCUCUCAUAAAACGGCUACCGAUGAAAAAACGAAGGACAUACAGGUAUACAAUAUCACCCAGAAUCGUAUCAUGCCUGUCACUUGGGGCGAGAUAUUGGACAAAGGUAAAAAAAUCGCUUACGAGUAUCCGUUCGAGGGUCAGGUUUGGUAUCCAGAUGGUAGCAUACACAGCAACAAAUUCGUACACGAUCUCAUCGUAUUCUUCUUUCAUAUUAUACCAGCUUAUUUGAUUGAUUUUCUUAUGUUGAUAUUCCGACAAAAGAGAUUCAUGGUUCGACUACAGAAUCGUAUAUCGACCGGACUGGAGGUUUUGCAAUACUUCACCACCAGGGAAUGGAUCUUCCAUAAUACAAAUUUAUUAGUGAUGGCCGCCGAGAUGAGUCGAAAGGACAAAGAAAUUUUUCCAAUCAACUUCCUGGCCAUCGACGAGGUGGAGUACAUGAAGAGUUGUAUUUUGGGCGCAAGACAAUAUUGCAUGAAGGAAGAUUUGUCCACUUUGCCGAAAGCUCGUAGACAUCAAGCAGUGAUGUACGUUGUUCAUCUGAUCGCCCUCUAUCUAUUCUAUUUUGGGAUGUCCUGUUUGAUUUAUAAGAAUUUCGAGAUCGUAAGAAUAUGCGUAGAUUCUGUGAUGGACCAGAUGAAAUCAUUGCCUAUUUUAGCCGGGGUUGUUAAAAUAAUUCAUCGCUAACGAGGUCGUGCUCUGGAAUGUUGUAUCGUAGAAAUGUAAUGUAAAUAGGGUAUUUAAUAUUCAGUAAACGUUUACGAGGAUAUUAAAAAAAUGGAAUUUUAUUUUUCGACAAUUUUGGUGGACAUACUCAGUUUCCGGAAGCUUUGGCUUCGGAGUAUGUAGGUAGUUAAGGUUUUGUAUAUUUUUGCCUCUCAAAUGGAAACAUGUACGUAUACGAAUAAUUUUAUAAAAAUACAAUUUUUUAAGUUGA
Osmia bicornis bicornis is the source of this 1807-nucleotide messenger RNA. RefSeq names its product putative fatty acyl-CoA reductase CG5065. The record is from RefSeq and is a predicted model, not a curated record. Lineage: Eukaryota; Metazoa; Arthropoda; Insecta; Hymenoptera; Megachilidae. Gene Ontology annotation, molecular function: alcohol-forming very long-chain fatty acyl-CoA reductase (NADP+) activity. Gene Ontology annotation, biological process: long-chain fatty-acyl-CoA metabolic process. Gene Ontology annotation, cellular component: peroxisome.